Molecule: messenger RNA, 4568 nt
Organism: Astyanax mexicanus (Mexican tetra)
Lineage: Eukaryota; Metazoa; Chordata; Actinopteri; Characiformes; Acestrorhamphidae
Gene: lnx2b
Product: ligand of numb-protein X 2b
Exons: 11
Coding region: 482-2515 (677 amino acids)
Molecular function (GO): protein binding; metal ion binding; ubiquitin-protein transferase activity
Source: RefSeq, a predicted model, not a curated record
CCUGCACACGUUUCCUACACGACGUCAGCAGCGCCCGUGGGCUUCGCUCACCGAAACUAACGAUAUUUAGUCUUUAACUGAACAAAAACAACAAAAUUAAUACAAAAACUUCCUCAGGUCUCUGUCUGGCGUGUCUGCUCCUGUUAUCUCGAUGUUUUUGUUGCUCUAAGUGAAGCAGAAGCUCUGAAAGAAGACCUUUUUCAGCUCACCUUUCCAGAGCUUUGUUGGGGGAUCGUAGCCACUUCCUGAAAGCCUCUCAGGGGCUGCUGGGAGUUGACCGUCUCCACUGUCCGCCAGCAUCUGAGCAGGAAUGCGAGAUGAGGAGGCCAAGGGAACGGAUGUCUCUUUCUUUCUUCACUGAACUGAAAAUAGCUCGUCUUCACAGCGUUUGUGUCUAAUGAAGAACUGGAGAAGCAUUCUGGGUCGAGCAGAGGAUAAACAUAGACUGUAGACAUCUCCCGCACACAUUGAAUCAACAACCAUGACAGAGCAGAAGGCGCUGGCACCAGCGGCCGGCCUAACUUGGGCACGGGUGUGUAAGGAGUGUGGCCAAGGCCACGAAGGCCAGGACAGCCAUUUGUACGAGUACCAAGACGAUGUGGACGAUGAGCUGGUGUGCCACAUCUGCCUGCAGCCCCUGCUGCAGCCCAUGGACACCCCGUGCGGACACACGUACUGCUAUCAGUGCCUCAGCAGCUUCCUGCGAGACCAGGACUUCUGCCCCGUGGACCGGCAGCGGCUCCAGCUGCAGCAGUGCCGCUCCUCCAGCCUGCUGGUUCGCAACCUCUUGGACAAGCUGACCGUGCUGUGCCCUUUCCACAGCGAGUGUCAGCAGAGCAUGCAGCGCUGCGAGCUGGAGCCUCACCUGCACAACAGAUGUCCUGCGUUCAGGCGGCUCAGGGAGGAGGCAGAGAGGAGGAAGAGGCCCUGCUGGAACGAGUUAAAGGGAUGUAAGACGGAAGGAGAGUCCGACACCAAAUCCAAUCCUGCCCUCACACGCACAUUUAAUCCCCGCGGGCCUCCGGAGCCCGGCCUGGUCAAUCCCGCCUUCGAUGAGGGAGAGGAUGUAGCUCCCCUCAGGUCCAGUCUGGUGGCCGAGGCGAACGUGGUGGAGCUGUUUCGAGAGGAGCCAGAGGAAGAUUUGGGUUUACGCAUAGUGGGCGGGAAGGACACGCCCCUCGGGAGCAUCGUCAUUCAGGAGAUCGUGCGUGACUCCAUUGCCGCCCGCGACGCCAAGCUGGCCCCAGGAGACCACAUUCUAGAGGCGAACGAUGUCAGCCUGUCCUCCGUCCCCCACUCUCACGCCGUCGCUGUGCUGCGAAGGCCAUGUAGCGUCGUCAGGCUCACCGUCAUGCAGGAGAAGGGUUUCAAACCCCGACCCGAACACCACCCGCACCCCUCCACCUCCCCUCCGGCCCACCCGGCUCACAACCUCCACAACCCCGGCACCGUCAUCCAGGUGACUCUGGUGAAGCGCGACCGCUCCGAGCCCCUCGGGAUCAAACUCAUCCGCAAAUCCGAAGAGCCGGGAGUCUUCAUCCUGGACCUGCUGGCAGGAGGGCUGGCGGCCAAGGACGGAAAACUGCGCAACAAUGACAAAGUGCUGGCCAUCAACGGCCACGACCUGAGACACGGCACACCUGAGAGCGCCGCUCAGAUCAUACAGGCGAGCGAAGUACGUGUGAACUUUGUGGUGAUGAGACAGCUGGACUCGGCUGAGGAGGGAGGUGAUGCUCAGAGCAGAGGGGCUAGAAGAAUCUCUGAAACUCAGUAUUUCAGACGGCGCUCCACAUUCAUGAAGGAUCCUCCUGGUGGAUUCUCUAGUCAGGAGAAAACCGUGAAUCUGAAGAAAGAGCCACGCCACUCGCUGGGCAUCACAAUCGCAGGAGGGAGGGACUGCCGCAGUCGCUUGCCUGUGUACAUCACCAGCGUGCAGCCUGUGGGCUGCCUCCACAGAGACGGCACCAUCAAACCAGGUGAUGUGUUGCUAAGCAUCAAUGGUGUUGACCUGACCCAGCUGACCUAUAAUGAGGCAGUGACUGCACUGAAGACCCAGACUGCUCAGAACACAGUGGCGCUGCGGGUCAUCCGGACCGUCUCUGAGGAGGAGGAGGAGGACGGUGACGCUGCCAACAAGGAGGAGAUGGACACCCUGGAGAACCCCAGAGAGGAUGACAUUAACUGGUCCCCACUGUGGACCCGCUGGUUGGGUCUGCCCAGCCACAUGCACUGGUGUCGUGACAUUGUGCUGUUGAAGACCAACAAUGAGAGCUGGGGCUUCAGUAUAGUUGGAGGGUAUGAAGAGAGCCGAGGCCAGCAGCCGUUCUUCAUCAAAACCAUUGUGCCUGGAACUCCUGCCCACUUCGAUGGGCGUCUCAAGUGCGGAGAUGAGAUCGUGGCUGUGAAUGGAGCCACCACAGUGGGCAUGAACAACUCGUCUCUGAUCCCCAUGCUGAAGCUGCAGAAGAACAAAGUCACACUCACUGUGGUCUCCUGGCCUGGCAGCAUGGCGUGAGGACUGGAUCCACACUGCACAACGUCAGACUGGAACCUUCCACUACUGCUGAUGGUUCACACAUACCUAUAUAUGAUAUAACGGAUCACAGACAACAAUCUGAACAAUAUUUUACUCGAGAAGAGUGAACUGCACAUUCAGAAAAGGCACAAGAGGGCAAAGCAUCAGGAAAGUUCGACAAUCACUGACUUUGACUUUAAUUCAGCUGAAGAGAGAUUGCUUUAUGUUGAGAGGCUGCAUUAUCCUCCAUUAUCCUGGAUAAAAUGUUUAAAUAGCUGUUGUUCUGAUUCUGGUGGUGUUGAAAGAGCCCUGUUGGACUGUUCUGUUCUUUUCUAAUGGAGGUGCAGCUAAGCACAUGGACACUAUUCUGAAAACAUCUUAAGUUUUUUUUUUAAUUCAAGAUAAUUACCUUUAAACUUUAAAAAGUUUAAAGUUGUUAUCUGUGUGGUAAUCAGGACUGACAUGCAUAAUCAUGACCAUCCUUGAUUUGUUUGGUUAAGCUUGACAGGUUGGUUUAGGUGUGGAUGGUUAUGACUUAACAGUUACGACACUACAUGAGAUGAGACCUCACCACAGUCUUGCAUCACUGGCCUCUCUGAUUGGACCGUUUGUAUCUUCUCUAUUUUGUUAUCUUUACCUGUUUUAUUGGAUUUUAUGUAGCGGUUCACAGGUGUUGAUGAUGACUGUUGUUAAACUGUUGUUAGAGUUCAUCACUACAAUUUUUGGGACACAAUUCUGGAAAGCUUCUUGGCACAGCAAUGAUUUUUAAACAGUAGUAGAGUGAGAAUUACAUUAAACACACUCUAGAGUAGUUAAAGUGAUGUUUAAGCUCAAAUCCCAACAUUUUUGGCAUAUCUCGAUUCCAUCCAGAUCCAAAACCUAUUUUUGAAUAGCACGUAUAACCAGAAACCACAUAAAAAUUGCUGUUAUUUUUUGCAAAUUUGCUCCAAACCUCAUUUAGAGGUGGUUUGGAUUGAUGCCAAUCUUUUUACCACAGCAACCCACAAAGACAUGUCCGUUUGUGAUGUUCAGACAUGCAAAUCCGAUCUUAUUAUAUGAUAUAUAUAUUGUAUAUAACAAUCCAGACAGUCAGAUUCACCUGCAGUCUCCCAGAUCCCUGUUUGAUACAUAAUAAAGAGUGUCUUUAUUUUACGGUUGCCUUUUAUAUGCAUAGAAAUUAGUUAGUUCACAAUUAACUGCCUUAAUUGUCUCUAUACCACAAACACCAUAAAACUGUUGUUUCAUUUUUAUUCCACCUCUGUUUGAGGAUACUGUUGCUGUCAUGCAAAAAAAUUAGAUUUUUAGAUUUUUGACUUAUAAUAUAAUGUCAAAAUUGCUGGAAAUCUGAUUGUGUCAUAAUAAAUAGACCAAUAGAAAUGCCCGAAAACCAAAUUUACAUUGAUUUCUAUUGAAGGCUAUUUUUUUUCUCUUCUAAAGUUUUCAAGUACUUGAUAUACAAGAAUAUACAAUUUUUUUGCAUGACAGUAAUGAUAUUUAGCUGUAUACAAAAGUUUGGAUCUCCUCUUAUUUAAAUGUCUUUAAACAAAUUACAUUUUUUCUUACAGUUUAAAAUUUUAGAGCACAGUGAUAACGGCAAAAAUUUACCAAUGUGUAAAAUUAAGAAAAUAAAGCAUUAUUUUAACCAUUUCAACAUAUUUUCCAUUUUAAUUUGGGUGCACAAACUUUUGCAUACUAGUGUUUGUUCAGAUGUAUGCUUGUUCCUGUUUGAGUGGAAUUUCUUCGCAAUAUUAUCACUAAAGCUGUUAUAGAAGUGGUUAUAAAUGAUGCGGAUCUAUUUUUUGCUGGUGUUGUAGAUACAUUAUAUACAAUAUUACAAUAAUUCAGGCUCUUUUAUAAGCUCCCUCUUUCCUGGCCUUUGGGGUCGGCGUCUCUGUCUCUUUCUCGUCUGCCUUUUUAAUUUCUGUAGAUAUUCUAAAUAUAUUUAUAUACUUUAAUGAUUUACAUGAUGUACACCAAUCUUGCUCGACCAAUAGUGAGAUAUUUUUGUGAGACCUGUGAUUAAAAUGCUGUAUAAUAAAACAAAACACAUUUU